Messenger RNA from Drosophila guanche, 6388 nucleotides. RefSeq lists its product as uncharacterized. Lineage: Eukaryota; Metazoa; Arthropoda; Insecta; Diptera; Drosophilidae. The coding region runs from base 254 to 6142 and encodes 1962 amino acids. The record is from RefSeq and is a predicted model, not a curated record. Gene Ontology annotation, biological process: establishment or maintenance of epithelial cell apical/basal polarity; protein localization to plasma membrane; establishment or maintenance of polarity of embryonic epithelium. Gene Ontology annotation, molecular function: protein binding. The transcript is spliced from 17 exons. Gene Ontology annotation, cellular component: adherens junction; plasma membrane.
GUGACAGCACGUGGUAUCGUGUGAGGGAAAAAUGCUCUCCAGUGCGUCUCCUCCUACAACAUCGACUCCUGCAUACGGGAGAAAGCAACAGAAAGAGCUUCAGGAGCAGCAGCAUCUGAAUCCAAGGGAUCAUUGAUGCCAAGAGCCGGAGUCGGAACAAGUGGAGACAAGUCGUUAGCCCCCGGCUGUGGGUAGAGAGCUCCUGAGCAGCGAGGAAGUGAAAUCCGUUGCCUUGGCGCCUCCGCGCUGCGCGAUGCAAGGGAACAGUAGCCGAUCCACAUUAAGCGCACAAUCCUCGGGCACACCGUCGGCGUCCACGAUAUCCUCGUCACAGGGAAAGCAACAAGUUGUCGAACUAUCCGGCUAUGUCAUCAUACUCGUCGAGAAUGUGGAAGGGAAAAUUAAACUAUAUGGCUCACCGCCCGAUCGCGAUAAUCUGGAAGUGGGCGAUGAGAUACUCGAGGUUAACGGCCUUUCACUGGAGAACAUAUCGCGCACAGAGGUCAUACGCCACAUACACGAUUGCAUAAAAUCCUGUACGAUCUGUUUGCGGGUGCGCAAGAAGAAUGAUUCUCGAUUGGCCUGGGAUAUUGGGAAUUCGGUGCAGGACGCGUUUGUCAUUGCCGUCGAGGAGCACGCCCGGGAGCGACUGCAGCGAUUGGCGGCUCUGAAUCGAGUGACACCCGUGGACAUAACCCAACUGUCAAAGAAGCUGCAGCAAAGCGGCAAGAGCGGGACAUCGACAAGUCAGAAGCCGCAGGACCUCAGCUUCCUGAACGACUCAACGCCGAUCUAUGUGACGUCCUUCACCAGCAAUCAGAUCACCUGCUGCAGCUCCACCAUGACAACGGCCACGGCGGGCGGGCCCAUUUCCGCUCCAAUGCUGGCACCCACCACAGCGACCUGCACGAUGCCCACGCCCGCCGUCGAGCAGCAGUCGGCCUGCCAGGGAGCCUCCGCGCUGGUGAGUGCCGCUGUGGCAGCGGCCACGGCCGCCGAUCGCAACGCCAACAGCACCACCGCAGCGGCCCUCAAGCAGCAGCGGCAGAAGCAGAGCAGCAGCAUAGCGGCAGGCAGCUCGACGAGCAGCGCCACCGGACAGAUCUACCAGGCGAGCCAGGCUCAGCAGCAGCAGCUGCAGCAACUCCAGCAGCAGCUGGCGGCAGCCGCCGCUGCGGGAAAGCCCCUCCAGGCCAAGUCCCUGCUCGCGAGCAGCCUCCAGCAUCUGGCCGAGGAGGUGGACAACGAGGAUCUCGACGACGACGACGACGAUGUGGACGGGGCCAACUAUUGCGGCAUCACCUACAUCUCGUACAACAACAAGCACGCUCAGCUACCCACGACGACGCUGCCGGCCAGCACAACGCUCCCGGCGGCGGCGGCCACGCUGGCCACUACGGCGGCGAUCCACCAGCAGCGGCACCAGCAGCAGACUCACGUCCAGACCCAUAACCGCCCGGCACCGCUGCAGCUGUGCGCCAGCGAUGUACAGUUCGUGGAUGCUGGCACCUCAACAUCGCCUCUGCUGGCCGCCACCAGCAUUGUGACGGCAGCGGAUAUCGCCCUGCCGCCCAGUGGCGGCCAUUUGCAUGGCACAACGACACCAAAGACCGAGUACUCGACGGCCAUCUCAAGCGGCCAGCUGCAGCAGGCCUUUGCCGAGUUGCAGUUGCAGCACUCCACGAAUAACAACACCUCACAUCAGCAGCAACAGCAGCAGCAGCAGCAGCAGCAGCAGCAUCACCAUCAGCAACAGCAACAGCAAAAGCAGCAUCUGCAGCAGCAGCAGCAAUCACAGCCACAGCCACAGACUCAUUUCCAUCAGCAACAUUUACUUUUAAGCAACAACAAUAAUAGCAAUAAUUCCAUCGCAUCCAGCGGCAUGGCACCAGCAGCGGCCACAGCGGCAACAGCGGCAGCCACAACGGCAUCCGUGAUGAAGAAUUGUGAUCUACUGAUAGCCAACAAUCUGUAUCCACCGAGACGAGAGUUACUAGAUGACGUCAUUGUUCAUCAAUCCAGCGAUGUCCAUGCUUUCAACACCAAUGUAGCUACAGCCAACAGCAGCAACAAUCGAUCCCUGCAGCAGCAUCAGCAGCAAUUGCUGAGUGCCGCCUACGAGCUGCAGCAGCAGCAACUCUUGCAACAGCAGCAGCAACUGCAACACAGUCCCACAAGUAGCAUAUCAAUAGGAAGAACAGAACUUUUAUUGGGCGAUCAAAGUCUGCGGCAGGACUCCAGCAGGAAUCGCCGGCGCUCCGGCUCAAGCAUUGUUGUCCUGGACGGUGAUGACCUGAAGCCAUGCCUCCCGGAUGAUUAUAUAAGUGGACAGCAUCAUCACUUGCAACAGCAGCACCCGCAGCAUCCACAGCAUCCGCAGCAUCCACAGCAGCAGCAGCAGCAGCAGCACCACUAUCGCACGCAUUCGAGUGACCUCAGAGAGAUUGACCAGGAAAUGCUGACCAUGCUGUCCGUGAAUCAAGAUAACGGACCACAUCGUGAGAUGGCCGUCGAUUGUCCGGACACGUUCAUAGCGCGCAACAAGACGCCACCCAGAUAUCCGCCACCCCGUCCACCGCAGGUAACAGCAGCAGCAGCAACAACAAACACAACCACACAAGUGGCUGAACAGCAAACGCCAUGCAACAAUAAGUUGCAACAACAGGCAGCGAGCAAUAGCAACAGCAAUAGCAACAGUGGCAGCAACAACAUGGCAGAUGAUUACCUCUGUGUGGUGGAUGGCGGCCUCUAUCGCAGCCAGGACUCUGGCUCACCCACGUCGACAGGCACCUUCGACGAGGUCCUGAGCAAGCAUACCCUGGACUCCUUCGGCAGCAUUGCCUACCGCCACUUGCACCAGCAACAGCAACAGCAGCAGCAGCAGCAAGCGACGAGCAACGGCAACAGCAGCGGAAGUGGAAGUGGAAGUGGAACCACUGCCACGCCCAGCAAUGGGCAGCCGCCAGUGGAUGAUCAGACAUUGGCGAGUAGCAAUACGUGCCACACAAGCAACAGCAAUUCGCUGAACAGCAGCAACAGCUCCAUGCACACCAGCAACAGCAACAGCAGCCACAUUGCCAGUGCCGCCUCCUCCUCGCUGACUAACCCCACCAGCAUCAGCAUCAGCAACAGCAACGGCAGCAGCUCGACCGUGCCCGAUGACCUAAGCCUUGCCCCACCCGGCUAUGAGCCAGUGGUGGCACUGCUGCCCAGCCUGCCACCGAUGGCCAAGCACAGGGAGCUGCCCGUCGAUGUGCCCGACAGCUUCAUCGAGAUCGUGAAGACAGCGCCGCGAUAUCCGCCGCCGGCGCAUCUCUCCUCGCGCGGAUCGCUGCUCUCCAAUGGCAGCGCAUCCACGGUCCAGACCACGCUCUCCUCGCUGCCACCUGCCACUGUUGCCACCGUUGCCACUGUUGCCACCGUUGCCACCGUUGCCACUGUGGGGGCUGCAGCUGGCACUGCCACUGCCACGGCAACGGCAACUGUUGCUGGCGGCAGCAGUGGCAUAGGCAUAGCCGGCGAUGCGAAGCGGGUGUCCGAUGAGCUCAAUGGCAAUGCCAAGCCCGUGCCACCGCCCCGGGAUCAUCUACGGGUGGAGAAGGAUGGGCGGCUGGUCAACUGUUCGCCCGCCCCCCAACUGCCGGAUCGCCGGGCAGCGGGAAAUGGCAACGGCAGCAGUGGCAGCCACAGUCAGCAGCACCAUCUGCAGCAGUUGCACCUCCAUCAGCAGCAGCUGCACCACCAACAGCAGCAGCAGCAGAUCGCCCAGAUUGUGGAGCCCACUCUGGAGCAGCUGGACAGCAUCAAGAAAUACCAGGAGCAACUGCGCCGAAGACGCGAGGAGGAGGAGCGCAUUGCGCAGCAGAAUGAGUUCCUGCGGAACAGCCUGCGUGGCUCACGCAAGCUGAAGGCGCUCCAGGACUCGGCCACACCUGGCAAGGCCAUGGCCAUGGCCCAGCAGCAGCCGGCUCCGGCGGGACUAGCCGCCAUGCCCGCCGGUGUGGAGAAUGAGGCGUAUCUGCCGGAUGAUGAUCAGGCGCAGCCACAGCCACAGCCCCAGCCCCAGCCCCAGCCAGAGCAUAUCGAUGGCUACGGCGAGCUGAUCGCGGCACUAACCCGCCUCCAGAGCCAGCUGAGCAAGAGCGGCCUCAGCACGCUGGCCGGGCGGGUGUCGGCCGCCCACAACGUCCUGGCCAGCGCCAGUGUGGCCCACGUGCUGGCCGCCCGCACCGCCGUCCUGCAGCGUCGACGACCCCGCGUCGGCGGCCCACUGCACCACAACGCCCUCGGCCUGCAGAAGGACAUCGUGGAGCUGCUCACGCAGUCGAACACCGCGGCGGCCAUUGAGCUGGGCAACCUGCUCACCAGCCACGAGAUGGAGGGCCUGCUGCUGGCCCACGAUCGCAUCGCCAAUCACACGGACGGCACGCCCUCGCCCACCCCGACGCCCACGCCUGGCGGUGGCCUGGGAUCGAUGAGCGGUGCCAGCAGUCCGGUGACGGGGCCAAAGAGAGCGAUGGGCGGCGUCGUGGUGCCGCCACCAGUGGUGCCGCCAACGUUGGCGCAGCGCGGAGCAAUGCCGCUGCCGCGUGGCGAGUCUCCGCCGCCUCCCCCGCUGCCCAUGCCGAUGCCCAUGACCAUGCCGAUGAGCGCCUGCUUUGGGACACUCAACGACCAGAACGACAACAUCCGAAUAAUCCAGAUCGAGAAGUCGACAGAGCCGCUGGGCGCCACCGUGCGCAACGAGGGCGAAGCGGUGGUCAUUGGGCGAAUCGUGCGCGGCGGAGCCGCCGAAAAGUCCGGCCUGCUGCACGAGGGCGACGAGAUCCUGGAGGUGAACGGCCAGGAGCUGCGCGGCAAGACGGUGAACGAGGUGUGCGCCCUGCUCGGUGCGAUGCAGGGCACCCUGACGUUCCUCAUCGUGCCGGCGGGCAGUCCACCAUCGGGGGGCCUUGGAGGCCUCGGCCUGCCUGGCAGUCUGGCCGGCAGCGGCGGACUCGGCUCGGGGCUGGGAGCGCACCGGGACACGGCCGUGCUGCAUGUGCGGGCGCACUUCGAUUACGAUCCGGAGGACGAUCUGUACAUUCCGUGCCGGGAGCUGGGCAUCAGCUUCCAGAAGGGCGAUGUGCUGCACGUGAUCAGCCGCGAGGAUCCCAAUUGGUGGCAGGCGUACCGCGAGGGCGAGGAGGACCAGACGCUGGCCGGCCUCAUUCCUAGUCAGUCGUUCCAGCACCAGCGCGAGACGAUGAAGCUGGCCAUUGCCGAGGAGGCGGGCCUGGCCCGCUCCCGUGGCAAGGAUGGGGCCAGCAGCAAGGGUGCCACGCUGCUCUGUGCGCGCAAGGGUCGCAAAAAGAAGAAGAAGGCCAGCUCCGAGGCAGGCUAUCCCUUGUACGCCACGACGGCGCCGGAUGAGACCGACCCCGAGGAGAUACUCACCUACGAGGAGGUGGCCCUCUACUACCCGCGGGCCACCCACAAGCGGCCCAUCGUCCUCAUCGGACCGCCCAACAUCGGACGCCACGAGCUGCGCCAGCGCCUGAUGGCGGACUCGGAGCGCUUCUCCGCUGCAGUGCCACUGUUCUAUCUGCUCGAGGAGCGCCUCAAGGAGGCCAAGAAAAAGACCAAGGCCAAGGAUACAUCACGUGCGCGGAGGGAGGGCGAGGUGCCCGGCGUCGACUAUCACUUCAUCACGCGCCAGGCCUUCGAGGCGGACAUCCUGGCCCGACGCUUCGUCGAGCACGGAGAGUACGAGAAGGCCUACUACGGCACAUCUCUGGAGGCCAUACGAACGGUGGUGGCCAGCGGCAAGAUCUGCGUGCUGAAUCUGCAUCCACAGAGCCUGAAGCUGCUGCGAGCCUCCGACCUCAAGCCCUAUGUGGUGCUGGUGGCGCCCCCCAGCCUCGACAAGCUGCGGCAAAAGAAGCUGCGCAAUGGGGAACCAUUCAAGGAGGAAGAGCUCAAAGACAUCAUUGCCACGGCCAGGGACAUGGAGGCACGUUGGGGCCAUCUCUUCGACAUGAUCAUCAUCAACAAUGACACGGAGCGUGCCUACCACCAGCUGCUGGCCGAGAUCAAUUCGCUGGAGCGCGAGCCGCAGUGGGUGCCUGCCCAGUGGGUGCACAACAAUCGGGACGAGUCAUAAGGAUCCACUGGCAUCAGAGACCAGAGUACCACAGACCUCCAACAGCAGCCAAUCUCCCUCCCCAACCAUCCCCCAAACUGCAACUGCAACUCCGGCUCCUGCUCCUCCCUCAGUCUUUGUAAAUACAACAAAAUUUCCAUCGAGGCCAUCCCAUAGCCAGAGCCCAGGGUCCCUAUAUCUCUGUAUUGUAUAUCCGCCCGACCUAUCCAUAAAUAUUUAUAUUAAUUGUUUGCGAAUGUCCCCAUA